This is a messenger RNA of Cylicocyclus nassatus, 1532 nucleotides long. NCBI's taxonomy places the organism in Eukaryota, Metazoa, Nematoda, Chromadorea, Rhabditida, Strongylidae. The record is from the annotation of a GenBank genome assembly.
AUGACUGAAAGGUCGAGGACAAGAAAAUCCAUUUCCAAAUCGAGAGAUGUGAAAUAUGACGUCGCUGUAGAAGAGGCCGAUGAAGUUGCGUACAAACUCUUUUCAACAAGCACUGCUAGUACAGGAACUGCUAGUAAUGCACCUGCAUCAGCAUCAGGAAAAUCCAAAACCAUAGAUACGAAGAAACCACCAUCGGCUGUUAUAAAUGCUUUGAAGAAGGUGACAGAGUUUCAUGGCUCUGUUGGUGUUCCACUAGAAGAUGAACCCUUUUACCACGGCUACAUGGAACGGAAAGAAGCAGAAAAAUGCCUCACAAAGAUAGGAGAAUUUCUUGUGCGCAAAUCUUUUAUCAGAAAUAAUGAGGGUUAUAUCAUCUCGAUACGCGUUGGUACCGAUCGGGUGCUGCAUUUACAUGUUCAAGAAAUCGUUGCUCAGAGAUUGUACUGGGUCCGAACAUUUUGUUUCACUUCGAUCUCUGACCUGGUUCGCUACCACAUGACACUCAAGGCUCCAGUUUACGAAAAUGAUAUCAAGCUUCUGUCAUAUCUUGAACGAGAACAAUGGCAACUGUAUCACGAGCAGAUCGUCCUCGGCCGCCUCUUGGGGCAUGGCGAAUUUGGAGAAGUCUUCCAAGGAACAUUUACUAUCGGCCUCUUUUCGAAACCCAUCGAAGUGGCCGUGAAGACAUUGAAGGAAGGAUCAUUGAGCAGUGAUGACAGGGUGACAUUUCUUCGAGAGGCAAAUGUGAUGCUUAAACUUCAACACAAACAUAUAAUUCGUUUAUAUGGUGUAGCUACACAAAAGGAACCAAUAAUGAUUGUCAUGGAACUUGCUCCUGGUGGAUCGCUGCUUGAAAAGAUUAGAAAAACCAAACUGGAUCUUGCUCACAAGCGAAAGUAUUGCUACCAUGCCAUGUGCGGUAUGGAGUAUCUAGAAUCACAACAGGUUAUUCACCGAGAUGUGGCAGCAAGAAAUUGUCUGAUCAGCGGAUCUGAUGUUUGUAAAAUCAGUGAUUUUGGAUUAUCAAUGCUAGGUCAGCUGCAUAAGGAGAAACAAAUGAUUAAAGUUCCAGUUAGGUUCCUGGCACCCGAGACUUUAACUCAUGCCACGUACUCAAGUAAGUCGGAUGUGUGGAGUUAUGGUGUGCUGAUGUUUGAAGUGUUUUCCGAUGGAGAAAUACCAUAUAAGGAGGUUAAGACUCUGAAAGACGUGCGAAAGAAAGUCAUCCAAGGAUUACGAUUGAAACCACCGCCAGACAUGCCAGAAGAGGAUGCGAAUAUAAUGAUGCGUUGUUUCGAAACAGAUCCUGAAGCAAGAACAUCAUUUUCCCUCCUGAAGCAAGACUACAAGAAGUAUCAGCCCAAUGUAUUGGGAAAGCUCGUCGAUUUCUUCAAGGAUAAAGCUGAAGCAUCAGCUACUGCUGUCAAGUCAUGAAUAGAUUCAUUGUAAACUAUGAUUACGCUCAAUCUUAUACGUAAAGAAGAUCGUCGUCUAUAGCACUCACUCAAAUUUUUGUAAAAUGUGAUUCUUGC